Messenger RNA from Oryzias melastigma (Indian medaka), 1279 nucleotides. RefSeq names its product gamma-crystallin M3. The coding region runs from base 667 to 1191 and encodes 174 amino acids. Gene Ontology annotation, biological process: visual perception; lens development in camera-type eye. The record is from RefSeq and is a predicted model, not a curated record. The transcript has 3 exons. Gene Ontology annotation, molecular function: structural constituent of eye lens. NCBI's taxonomy places the organism in Eukaryota, Metazoa, Chordata, Actinopteri, Beloniformes, Adrianichthyidae.
GAGAGAUCCUAUCCCAGGACGGACAGGCGAUACCAGAACAGUUAAAGAAAGAUUAGCUUCUACAACUAUGUAUCUAAAAGAGUUCAUUCAGAUGGAGCUGAGGGACGAGUGAUGAUGAAGUCCAUAAUCAAGACGAAGCAGAAGUGCAGACCACGACCAGGAGGACAGACGACCCAGCAGGAAUCACUCUCACUCAGACAUGCAGGGUGGUGUCGGGGGCGUGGUCCACGGCCAAGAGUGGGAGCGUGGGCGAUCCACCUGUCCAGUGUGCAAUUAAAUAAAACUAAUAAUACUUCUCUUUGGUGCAGAAAUAAGAAACAUUUCUGACUUCAGUCACACAUGGCUUUGAAUUAAUGAAAUCCACGUAUUUAUUUUGCCUCAGGAUUCAUUUCACAGUCGUGUUAUUGAGUUUUGUUCGUGUUUUUCUUUUAGGCUCCAUCAAUAUUUAAUCCUAAACAGUAUUUGGAAGGAGCCUGUGGUACACAAACAAGAAGUCAUUGUUCCCGUGAUGUUUGUGCUCUGGCUCAUGCUGGAAGCUGCCCGCCACUUUGCUGACAACACGUGAAUGUCAACACAGCAGCAUCAGGCCACUCCAGCUGAAGCCCACAACGUGGUUAUGUUGUGACAGAAGAAGUGCAGAAAGGGGUUUUGCUGCCAGAGAGCAUCAUGGGAAAGAUCAUCUUCUAUGAGAACAGAAACUUUGGAGGUCGGAAUUACGAGUGCAUGAGCGACUGCUUUGAGCUGCUUACCAUGUUCGACCACUGCCACUCCAUCCGCGUGGAGAGCGGCCUGUUCAUGAUAUACGACAAGCCGGGCUUCACGGGGAACCAGUUCUUCAUGAGAACGGGAGAGUAUCCCGACUUCACGGGGAUGACUGGCAUGGCCCCCUGCGUCAGAUCCUGUCGCGUGAUCCCCGCUUACACUGGAAACUUCCGGAUGAGGCUUUAUGAGCACUUUGACAUGAGAGGUGACAUGGUGGAGCUGAUGGACGACUGCCCCAACCUCAUGGACCGCUUUCGCUUGUUCCACUUCAACUCAUGCAACGUGAUUGAUGGCCACUGGCUGCUGUAUGAGCAGCCCCACUACAGGGGGCGCCACUUCUACCUGAAGCCCGGCUGGUACAGCAGCUACAAGGAGUGGAGUGCGAUGAGCUCCAGGAUCGGUUCCAUCCGGCGGCUCACAGAACUCUGAGGAGCGAACAGAAGCUUGUGCCCAGAAGGAUUCAGAGCUGUUCCUGCAGCAGGUGUCCCCUGGUCACGGUCUGACACCCUCACCCACA